AUGAAGAGCAUUAGUCCGUUUGCUGCUGCCUUCAAGAUGAUGCAGGAAGUGGAAGAAGAAGGCAUUCAUCAAGCUAAGAAAGAAAAACGAGCACUACCUCCACUUCGAAUGAUUUUUGAUAUUGAUCAUCGAAUUCACGAUCGACGACUCUACAAUCUCCCAACAGCAAAUGAAGUUGCUGCAGUUUUCGUAAUUGAAGAUAAUGAAGUUCCAACACAUCGACAAAUUGCACUUCAUCUGCGUGGAAAAGAUCUUGAAAUUAUUUCAAUCUUACAUCCUCACUGUGAUCCAGUGAUUUAUCUACUAUUAUUUCCACGUGGAGAUGAAGGAUGGCACCCGGACUUAGAAAAAACUGAUCGAUCACGAAAUCGGACAAGAGUAUCAAUGCUUCAGUUUUACAGUUAUCGAUUGGCUAUUCGUCAAAUCUUCACUGCUAUUCAUUAUGCAGGAAAAUUAUUUCAACAAUAUAUUGUCGAUGCCUAUGUUAAAACUGAACAAAAUCGCCUUGCAUUUCAUCAACAAAAUCAAAAGGCUCUUCGAAUAGAAUUAUACCAAGGCCUAAUGGAUCAUUAA
This is a messenger RNA of Rotaria sp. Silwood1, 573 nucleotides long. NCBI's taxonomy places the organism in Eukaryota, Metazoa, Rotifera, Eurotatoria, Philodinida, Philodinidae. The record is from the annotation of a GenBank genome assembly.